This is a messenger RNA of Musca vetustissima, 774 nucleotides long. It is a transcript of the gene anox, whose product is annotated as acyl-CoA-binding domain-containing protein 6. Lineage: Eukaryota; Metazoa; Arthropoda; Insecta; Diptera; Muscidae. Gene Ontology annotation, molecular function: fatty-acyl-CoA binding; protein binding. The record is from RefSeq and is a predicted model, not a curated record. The transcript has a single exon. Bases 1 to 774 code for a protein of 257 amino acids.
AUGGACAUGGACUCACAAACAGACAGUGAUUGGGAAUUUGAUGAAGCGGAAGAUGAAAAAGAUAUUCUCUUUACCAAGGCCACACAACAAGUACAAAAGACCCAUGACAAAAUAGUGCCCAGCGAUUUGUUGCAAUUAUAUGGACUUUUCAAACAGGCCACUGUGGGAUCAUGUAACACCACCAAACCAGGCAUGUUUAGUAUGCAAGCCCGUGCCAAAUGGUCAGCAUGGCAAGAAUUGGGUUCAAUGUCCUCGGAAGAGGCCAAACAACGUUAUGUGGAAAAGGUAAAAGAACUUUUUCCACAAUGGUAUGAUGCAGUGCAAAAGGGAGAGAAUAAUAAGAUCAGUGGUGGCGGCGGUACUGGUUGGGUUGUACAUUCCGUAGAAAUGCCACCCACCGACAGUGAAGACAACAAACCCGACGAAGAAAAAACCAUAUUUGAUUUUGUUAAAGAUCGUAAUUUUCAAAAAGUAGAAGAACUACUUCGAAAGAGUGAUUUAGAACAAUUAGACGAUAGCGGUUUGGGUCUUAUACAUUGGGCAACAGACGCCAAUGAUAUUUCAAUACUAUCACUACUUUUAUCUUCCGGCUGUCCAGUAGAUUUACGCGACGCUGAAGAUCAACAAACUGCAUUACAUUAUGCUGCCUCAUGUGGUCAUGCGGAAUGCGUACGAUUACUAUUACAAUAUGGUGCUGAUAGAAUGGCCUUGGAUGCUGAUGGUAAAUCGUGUAUAGAUGUCGCAGAUUCCUCGGUACUGUCAUUAUUGCAAUAA